Electrophorus electricus (electric eel) is the source of this 2208-nucleotide messenger RNA. It is a transcript of the gene sh3bgrl2, whose product is annotated as SH3 domain binding glutamate-rich protein like 2. Gene Ontology annotation, cellular component: cytoplasm. Lineage: Eukaryota; Metazoa; Chordata; Actinopteri; Gymnotiformes; Gymnotidae. The record is from RefSeq and is a predicted model, not a curated record.
CCACGCUGCUUCAUGUCAGGCUGGCGUGACGGUGCUUGGAGCCGGAAUAUUCAUUUACAUCCGCCGCGACGUAGAGACAACACCGUUGCUGCGAAUCAGUCUAGUGGGUCAGGGAGACGCAAAGUGAAUCUGAGUUCCAGCCAGCUACAAGAGCAAGUGAAGCGAGGAUUAGGAUGGUGGUCAAAGUAUAUAUCACCUCCUCGUCCGGGUCUCUUGCGAUCACAAAGGAUUCACAAAAUGUUGGUGAACUGUAUCUUGUGAAAAAGCAUCAGCAGGCAGUCGUGGGCUUCCUAGAGGCAAACCGCAUCUGUUUUGAGGAGGUGGACAUCUCUAUGCAGGAGGAACAGAGGCUCUGGAUGUACCAGAACAUUCCAAAAGAGAAGCAGUCAGGGCAGGGCAAACCACUCCCCCCGCAGAUAUUCAACGAAGCCGUCUACUGUGGGGAUUAUGAGGACUUCUUCCAGGCUAAAGAAACAAACACUGUGUUUUCAUUUCUUCAUCUCAACUCACAACCUCAGUGAAGGCUUCUGAAUCAUCCAGCAUGUAAAGUGCUUUGCCUGGACUUGAGCACUGUGCUGAUUACUCUGCUUUUCCUGAUGUAUCACUCUUCCUGAGAGCACUAAGAACUUGCUUCUAUGUUUUUGUCAGACACCUUAAAAGGCUGCUGUCUACCAGCAGAAACUAGGCUAAGAGAUUAGUGCUGCCACACUCACUCACUCACACACACACUCACUCACUCACUCACUCACCACAUCUAGUGGGUUAACAAAACCAUACCUAUACUGAUAAGAAUGAGGUGUUGUGUUUUCUCACUGUUGUUGUUUUUUUAUAUUUAUUAUUAUUAAUCUCUCUGAUGCAGACUGUUUUAAUGUAUCAGUAUGUCUAACUGGUGUAUGACAAUCACAGUAAAAUGUAUGUAUAGCUGUAUGAGUUGAACUGGUGCAUGACAAUCAAUGUACGAUGUUUGUAUAUUGCACAGAGUUUGUAUUAUAUUGUGUGUUGGUCAUUUUGUGUCUUCUCUGUGAUAGCAUUACUGGGAAGGUUCAGCAUAGCACAGGUGUGUGUGUGUGUGUGUGUGUGUGUGUGUGUGUGUGCAGUAAGGAAAAACAUUUCACUGUAGUAAAUUGGGACAUACCUUUGGAUCCUGGUGUGCUGCUGUCUUUUAGAAAGCUCUGUGGCCUGCACCCCUGCACACUUUAGGCACAGAGCAAGAUCCCAUAGAGGAAACAGAAUCCACUGAACUCAGCUCCACCUUUCCACUGUUUCCACCCUUGUGGGAGAGGGGGAAUAGCGCUACAUAUUUCAGUCUUUACCUUAUUCAAACAAACCAGGCUCAGCUCCCAAGGCCUUGAUAACUAGGAGGAGUGGAGAGGGUUUGAUAAAAGCACUAAUUUGUAUCAGAAGACAGAAAUCCAGGGCUCCUCAGAACCAGAAGAGUAACACUGUUACUCGAUGACAUGAUGUAUGACAGUGAACAGUGUCUAAAAGAAAAUUAAGGGAUUCAGAAUCUUUCCUAUAGACAGAAGCAUUAGGUAGCUUUCCUCAGGACACACUGCCUUCUCAGCUCCAAGUUUCUCUAUAGUCUUCUAAAGAACAUUAAGAAUUCUUUGUGAACAAUCUUUGUCUUUUUAUGAACAUUCACACUCGGUUUGAGAAAUGGCGUUAUGGUAAUGCUAACACACGUAGCUUGCUAGCUGUAAUGCUAACACACGUAGCAUGCUAGCUGUAAUGCUAACACAUGUUAAUGCUAGCCUGAGUCUGUGCCACCACUGCUUCAUUUACACACUCUCGGGUGUGUGUGUUAGGAUGUUUCCCAGCCUACACUGUGCUGUGGACAAUGAUGUUCAUGUAUACCAGCUCAUUUAAACUGCUUGAUGUUUGUGUGUGAAUUACUCACCCUACAUGCGUGCGUGCACACACACACACAGCUCUUUCUCUAUUGUAUUUGUCUUGUCCUCUUUACCUUGCCCUGGUGUUUCAUUAAAUGAUUCCACGUGAGUGAGUUCUGCAUUGACGUAAUGGACAUGCAACCCCUGAGCACACACCACUCUGUUCUUUGCACUGCUUUCUUCCUUUGACAUUCUCUCUUACACAUGCACACCAGACCUACUUCUUUGGAAGAAGGAGAUAUUGUGUGCUCACCUUUGAGUAUUUUUCAUACUAAAUAAUAUAGAUGUGACUAAUAAAAGUGAACAUUUUCCAAUAAUA